Pseudovirgaria hyperparasitica is the source of this 2880-nucleotide messenger RNA. RefSeq names its product chromosome segregation protein-like protein Cse1. Gene Ontology annotation, biological process: protein export from nucleus; protein import into nucleus. The transcript has 8 exons. Gene Ontology annotation, cellular component: nuclear envelope; cytosol. The record is from RefSeq and is a predicted model, not a curated record. Gene Ontology annotation, molecular function: small GTPase binding; nuclear export signal receptor activity. NCBI's taxonomy places the organism in Eukaryota, Fungi, Ascomycota, Dothideomycetes, Acrospermales, Acrospermaceae. The coding region runs from base 1 to 2880 and encodes 959 amino acids.
AUGGAUCCUCAACCUAUCGCCCAGCUUCUCCAGCUCAGCUUGGAUCCGAAGCAGCACAAGCAAGCCGAAGCUUCGAUCAAGCAAAAAGAAAGCGAGCCGGCAUUCUCGCUGGCUCUUCUUCAGAUCGUAGCAUCUGACUCCUUUCCUCUCCAGAGCCGCCUGGCAAGCUCGUUAUACUUCAAAAACUUUGUGAAGCGCAACUGGACGGAUGUAGACGGAAACUAUAAACUUCCUGAAGAUGAAGUUGUCGCAAUCAAGAGAGAGCUCAUUGGGUUGAUGGUAUCUGUGCCAUCAGCAAUGCAAACGCAGCUUGGAGAGGCAAUUAGUGUCAUCGCAGAUAGCGACUUCUGGGAACGAUGGGAUACCCUUGUAGACGAUCUUGUGUCGCGCCUCACCCCGGACAACACCAUAGUCAACAAUGGUGUGCUUCAAGUCGGGCAUUCCAUCUUCAAACGCUGGCGACCGCUCUUUGUUUCGGAUGGACUAUUCACAGAGAUUAAUCACGUACUCGGAAAAUUCGCGACACCUUUCCUUACACUAUUAGCGAAUACCGACAGAUUGAUCACUGAGAAUCAAAGCAACAAAGACGUCCUUCAACAACUCUUCACCACAUUGAAUUUGCAAAUGAAGCUUCUGUUCGACCUCUCGUGUCAAGAUCUACCUCCUGCUUUCGAAGAGAAUCUUCCUGCCAUUGUAGGACUGCUCCAUAAGUACCUCACGUACGACAAUCCUAUUCUCCACACCGACGACGAGGCCGAAUCAGGCAUUCUGGAGUUCGUCAAGUCAGGCAUAUUCGAGGUCCUUACGCUAUAUGUCCUAAAGUUCGAGGAAGACUUCCAUACAUAUCUCGGGCAGUUUGUCCAAAGCUCAUGGCAUCUUCUGACGAAUGUGGGCACGGAGACGAAAUAUGACAUACUGGUCAGCAAAGCAUUGCAAUUCCUGACGUCCAUCACACGGAUCAAGUCUCACGCCGAGGCUUUCAACAGUGAGGGCACACUUGGUGAAGUUGUCGAAAAAGUCAUCUUGCCCAAUUUAUCGCUGCGCGAAUCAGAUAUUGAGCUUUUCGAAGACGAGCCAAUCGAGUUCAUUCGACGAGAUCUGGAGGGAUCGGAUAACGACACACGCAGACGUGCGGCUACAGAUUUCCUUCGACAGCUUAUGGAGCAGUUCGAACUUCUCGUAACUCAGGUCGUGACGAAGUAUAUCAAUCAUUAUCUGUCCGAUUUCUCCUCGAGCCCCAAGAGCAAUUGGAAGUCGAAAGACACUGCAAUCUACCUGUUCUCGUCUAUAGCAGCAAAGGGUCAGAUCACUGCGGCCGAAGGUGUCAAAUCUGUCAACACCAACGUAAAUGUACUCCAAUUCUUCUCCACUAACAUUGCAGAGGACUUGACGUCCGAUGACACCCACCCAAUCUUGACUGUGGAUGCUAUCAAGUUCGUUUAUACAUUCCGAAGCCAGAUCUCGCGAGAAAAUUGGCAACAAGCCUUUCCCCUACUGGUCAAGCACUUGGGCUCUUCCAAUUAUGUCGUCUACACAUAUGCCGCAAUCGCGGUGGAACGAGUGCUCCAUCUUGCUGCAGAAGACAUGCAGCCCGUCAUAGCGAGAUCUGAUAUCACACCACUAGCCAAGGACCUUCUACAGCACCUCUUUACACUUAUUCAGAAGGAUUCCGCACCAGAGAAACUUCAAGAGAAUGAGUUCUUGAUGAGAUGUGUUAUGAGAGUGCUGAUAUCCAUUAAGGACGGCGUGCUCCCAAUCUGCGACAUGGUCGUGCGGAAUUUCGUCAAUAUCACCAAAGUCAUCAGGCAUAACCCCAGUAACCCGCGGUUCUACUACUUUCACUUCGAAGCUAUUGGGGCUUUGAUCCGGUUCGCAGCACCCUCGCAACCCGAUGUGCUUGAGAAUGCUAUAUAUGAGCCAUUCGCAGCCAUCAUCCAAACUGAUGUCCAGGAGUUCGUGCCUUACGUCAUUCAGAUAUUUGCCGCUCUUCUUGAGGCCAAUCCUACCCGCCCACUUUCAGACUUCUACAGGAGCCUCUUGGAGCCGAUCUUAAUGCCGAACUUCUGGGAAUCCAAAGGCAAUGCUCCCGCUUUGGUUCGACUAUUGACAGCCAUGAUACCGCGAGCUGCAGACGACAUUCUGAAGAACAAUCAGCUCGAACCGAUCCUGGUCAUAUACCAGAGCCUUAUCUCCAAGAAAGCCACUGAUUCGCAGGCGUUUGAGCUCAUCGAAUGUGUUCUUGGAACAUUCCCGUCAGCUGCAUUGGAGAACUAUUUGGUCUCGAUUGUGCAACUCAUGCUACAGAGACUGUCGGGUUCGAAGACGGAAUCUUUAACACAGCGCUUUAUACGAUUCUUCCACUUCAUCUCUGCCAAGGAUGAUCGAGGUCUGGGUACCGACUUCUUUAUCCAAUUGACAGACAAGAUACAGCACGAUGUCUUCAAACAAUUGUAUCUCUCCAUCAUCCUUCCAGACACUCAGAAGCUGUCUCGUCCGUACGACCGGAAGACUGCCGUCGUGUCAUUCACCAAAAUCCUGGCAAACUCAGAGGCAUUCAUUACCAGAUAUCCCAAGGGCUGGGCAUUGACAUGCGAAGCACUUCUCAAAUUGCUCAUCAAUCCACCGGUUCCACCAAAGGCCGACGAUAUGAUUCCUGACCAAGAUACAGACGACGUUGGAUUCGGAGUCGGCUUUACCCCUCUGAGUACAUGUCGCAGACCCCCUGUCGAUCCGUAUCCUGAAAUUUCAGACAUUAAGUCAUGGGUUGGAAUUACGCUGAAAGAUGCGGACGCUCGGCAUGGUGGACGCAUCAGCAAAUGUGUUCAGGAACGACUAUCAGAACAAGCACGUGAGACGCUUGUGGCGUAUAUGAGCGGUUGA